Molecule: messenger RNA, 2334 nt
Organism: Zalophus californianus (California sea lion)
Lineage: Eukaryota; Metazoa; Chordata; Mammalia; Carnivora; Otariidae
Product: T-cell-specific guanine nucleotide triphosphate-binding protein 2-like
Exons: 2
Coding region: 195-1517 (440 amino acids)
Biological process (GO): defense response; cellular response to interferon-beta
Cellular component (GO): endoplasmic reticulum membrane
Molecular function (GO): GTP binding; GTPase activity
Source: RefSeq, a predicted model, not a curated record
AGUCAGCUCUUUAAUCUCUGCAGUGACCACAGUGCAAGGCCAGUCUGUGCAGAGGAGUGUUCCUGCUGUGGACUAGAGGGAGCACUUGAACCAGACUUAGCGUUUCCUAAGCUGCCAGGGGACACAUUCAGAGUUCAACUCUGACACCAGAAGACUCUUUUCUUUCAGGAUUUGGGUCCUCUACUGCUCCAGCCAUGGGGUCCUCCUCUUCCACAUCCUCUAAUAGAAAGGGUUGCGAUUUGGCCUCCAGCUUUGACAACUUUUUUAAGAACUUCAAGGUGGAAAGCAAAAUCCUCUCUCAGGAAACCGUCACAUUGAUUCAAUCAUGCCUGAAGGAGGGGGACCUUCAGAGAGCAGUUUCUGCAAUUAGUGAUGCAUUGAGAGACAUUGACAAUGCCACACUGAGCAUUGCUGUGACUGGGGAGUCUGGGACAGGAAAGUCCAGCUUCAUCAAUGCCUUGCGGGGUUUGGAGCAUGAAGAAGAAGGGGCUGCCCCCACUGGGGAACUGGAAACAACUUUUGAGAGAACCAAAUAUGAACACAAGAAGUUUCCCAAUGUGACAUUAUGGGACCUGCCAGGCAUAGGGACCACUAACUUUCAGCCUCAGAAGUAUCUGGAGAAAAUGAAAUUUGGUGAGUAUGACUUCUUUAUUAUCAUCUCUUCUACACGCUUCAAAAGCAAUGAUGCACAUCUAGCAAAGGCAAUUAGAAAAAUGAACAAGAAUUUCUACUUUGUCCGAUCUAAAGUGGACAGUGAUUUAUAUAAUCUAAAAAGGAGUAAACCCAACACAUUCAAUAAGGAUGAAAUCCUGCAAAGGAUCCGCAAUGACUGUGUGACUCAGUUGCAGAAUGCCAAAGUGAGAGACCCUCAGGUCUUCUUAGUCUCCAACCUCGAGUUGUCUGACUAUGAUUUCCAAAGCCUGGAGACCACCCUUCUGAGGGACCUCCCAGCCCACAAGCGCCACAUCUUCAUGCAAUACCUGCCAAAUAUUACUGAGGCCGCCAUUGACCAGAAGAGGGAUUCCCUGAGACAGAAGGUCUGGUUGGAGGCCCUGAAGGCUGGAGCAUCAGCCACCAUCCCUUUCAUGGGCUUGAUCAGUGAUAAUGAUGUGGAGAAGCUGGAGGAGACCUUAACCCUCUACAGGUCUUACUUUGGGCUGGAUGAUGCAUCCCUGGAAACCAUGGCCAAGGACUUUAACAUGUCAUUGGAGAAACUCAAGGCAAACCUUAGUUCUCCCCACUUGCUAUCAAUUGAAAAGGAUGAUGAAUCGUUAGGAGAAAAACUGUUAAGAUAUGUGGAAAAAUUCUGCUCUGUUAAUGGAGGACUCAUUGCCACUGGUCUUUACUUUAGGAAGAUUUUCUACUUGCAAAACUAUUUCCUUGAGACUGUGGUGAGUGACGCAAAAGUUUUUUUUAAAAAAGAAGAGAUUUUUAAGGACCUUGUGGGCUCUGGGCAAACCUAUCCACUUCAUAAUGUAGGGAAUGAAAAUGGGAAAAGUGAGGCAGCCAGCUCCUGAAUUAUUCUCAGUGUUGGUAUGGCAUUGGUGCCUAGAAAAUUGAGUUAGGACUUCCCUUGAAACAAUACUGACCCACUGCCCUCAAGGUGUUUCACAGACAUUUCCAUAAUUCACUCUUGAACAAACCAUGAAUUUAAUGACUGUUACUUAACAGUGAAAGCAAUCAGCUCUAAAGAAUCCUUUGAUAUGAUCCUUCCUAGGAAAAUAAAGGACAAGAAUCGAGUUUUCUGCUCAUGGGAGAGAAUAACACUUUGUGUCAUUGUUACUGUAUAGCCAGCACUGGUCUUUCUACUGACAUAGUAGUAAAAAAAUCUACUGUUUACACAGUAGAUCCUCAAAACUGAUUUUUAAAUAAAUGGAUACAUAGUCUAUUUUUGGCAUUCCUGUCAUUCUUUUGUGAAUGCAUAAAUUCUGAUCAUUAGUAGAUCAUCAAUUAAUGUGACUGAUAAUCCUCCUUGUCCUUUCCAGAGUUAUCAUUUUAUUUAAAAGCAUAAAAGAUAGCUGAACAUGUGCCACAGGAAAUGAAAGGGAAACAUUAGCUAAGGAAAAACUUUAUCUGGGGUACUUUGUGAGAGGGACAAGUGUCUAAGAUAGAAAAAUAGUCCAAGGUUUGCAUAUUGUAGGUCUAGACACUCCUUGGCUGCUAUCAGUGUAUUUGGUGCCUGAACUUGAGAGGUUAGGGAAUAACAGACAAGAGGAUUUUGAUAAAUCUAAGUGGAAAUUUUAAAAAUGCAAAAGGUAUUUAAAUAUAUGCAAUCCUCCAUCUAAUAAGGGAAAUGCAAAUUAGGAAUGACAUCUACACAAAAAUAUCCUUUAU